AGUGAGAAACAGCCACACACGCUGCUGGGCGACACUUCAGGUGGCCUAUUAGGCUUUUUAUUGGGAGGGACGGAACUUCAGGAACAAUUUGCUCCUCUCCUCGUCAUCCUGCUCCUCUCACAUGGAUUUCUCCAGGAAGGGAGUAAGAAGAAUCCGUGCGCGCGCUGUUAUAUCGUCGCUUCAUGUGAAUGGAUGUGGAGGUAGUGUUGUGGUUUUUUUAGUAACAUGGAGGCUGGAAGGGUGUAAGAAGCGGUUUGGAUCACGUUUCGCUCUAGAGAGGCAAGGAAACAAAAGAAGAUGAGAAGUGGACAGCCUUCGUCGUUUUCAGCGCGAGGAUGGGAAUAACAUUCAGGAGAGUCUCUGGCUUGUGCGUCUGAAAGUGUCUUCAUCUCUUCAAAAGCAAAGAGGAAAUAGAGCUUUAUUAUGUUCGCCUCACUUCGCAAAGUGUCCCCUGUUUCUUCUAUGUGCCUGUAGAAGAAGAGGAACAUUAUGGCUCUCCUGGUGGUCCCGCUGCUCCUGCACGCGGGGCUCGUUUUGGGCUCAAACUACGGCUACGUGGAGUGGUCUGACAAUGAGCGAGAGGAGAAGCACCCACCAGUCUUCAGCACCCAAAACAUCAACAGGGAGCCGCCCCACCACCCGACUUACUACCACCCUGUGCCGGCCACUGAGCGCACGGUGGUGGCGCACAAAAUCGAGGAGGACCUGCCGCGGGUGGUGACCGCUUUCCUGCACACUGGGGACUCCUCCGCGCUCAGGCAUGUCAACUGCUCGCGGAGGUACGAGCUGAGCAGCCUACGAGGCGGCCUGCACGUCGCUUCCCACUACUCCCUGCACAGCAUCCUUGACACCGUAGCGCACGCGACAAACUUCCUGAACAUGAUCCUGCAGGCCAACAGGUCCCGCGAGCAAACCCUGCGCAGGGACAUCCACUGGUACCAUGCGCUGGUGCAGAGCAUCCUAGAGGGGGAUCCCAAAAUCCACAGAGCUGUGGUCACCUUCCACGAGGACGCCCCGACCCCUGGACCGCACAUUUUCCUCCAAGCGACCAGAACUGACAAAGAGGUGGUGCUGCAGGAUUUAUCCAUCUCCGCGCACCGUCUCUUGAGGAGCAGGAGUCCGGAGUCUGAGUGGUUUAACGAGUUCAGGGACGGCAGGAGACCACACAUGCACAGGAGACUCCCGGAAAUAGUUGGCUCCCACAGUGGCGGUUACCUUCUGGAGAAAAACCAGAUCAAGUGGUCUGCGCCGUACCUGGAGUGUGAGCACGGAGCGUUUGUGCCACAUUGGCUGCUUACCUUGUCUGCUGGCUUCUAUGGACUGAAGAGUAACUCUGCUCCGGAGUUCAGGGGGGUCGUCCGGGUGGAUGUGAACCUGCAGGAUGUGGACAUUGAUCAGUGCUCCACCAGCGGCUGGUUUGCUGGGACUCACCGCUGUAAUCUCACCAGUAUGGAAUGCACUCCCAUCGUGGGCCAUGGAUUUGUGUUGGACAAGUACAAGUGUCAGUGCAGGAGAGGAUUCUACCACCCAAGCCGAGUGGCGCUCAAUGGCUUCAAAAGUAAGGAGCUGGGCUCAAACAGAGACGAGACCUCAGACGUGUCCACUAAGUGUAUGCCAUGUCGAGAAGGCUGUCCGUACUGCCGAGACGACACGCCCUGUCUGGUACAGGAGGAUGGAGCUCUGCGACUCUCUGUGGCCUCCUUCCAGGGUCUGUGCAUGGUGCUGGACCUGGCCGGCAUGGUGGUGGUCUACCACUUCAGGAAGAACAAGAGCAUCCGCACAUCCGGUCUCAUUCUCUUGGAAGCCAUCUUGGUAGGGGCUUUACUGCUCUACUUCCCGGUGAUGAUCCUGUACUUCCAUCCCAGCGUGUUUCGGUGUAUCCUCCUGAGGUGGGUCCGUCUGCUGGGAUUUGCAGUCAUGUACGGCACCAUCAUCCUGAAGCUCUACAGGGUGUUAAAGGUGUUUCUGUCUCGUACGGCUCAGAGGACGCCUUACAUGACAAGCUGGCGGGUGCUGCGGCUUCUCCUGGUCAUCCUGCUGGUGGUGCUGUGGUUCCUGGUGGCCUGGACUUCCGCUGUAUGCCAGAAUCCGGAGCUGAGUCAGGCCCUGAUCGCCGUAGGCCUGACCCCUGAGGGUCUGCAGUUCAGCAUGUGUCUGCUGGACCGCUGGGACUACAUGAUGGCAGUCGCUGAGUUUCUGUUCCUGCUGUGGGGCGUGUACCUCUGCUAUGCUGUCCGUACCGUACCCUCUGCUUUCCAUGAGCCACGUUACAUGGCUGUGGCCAUCUACAAUGAGCUCAUCAUAUCAACCAUCUUCUACAUCAUAAGGUUUUCUCUGGGGCCAGGUCUGCAUCCUGACUGGAUGCUCAUGUUAUUCUUUGUUCACACUCACCUGACUGUGACUGUGACUCUGGGUCUGCUGCUCAUUCCAAAGUUCCUGUCCAAAGGGACCCAGGCCAGGGAUGAUAUUGCCACUGAAGCCUACGAGGAGGAGCUGGACAUGGGCAGAUCUGGCUCCUACCUCAACAACAGCAUCACCUCCGCCUGGAGCGAACACAGCUUGGACCCUGAGGAUAUCCGGGAUGAGUUAAAGAAGCUUUAUGCCCAGCUAGAAGUUCACAAACGUAAGAAGAUGCUGGCCAACAACCCUCACCUCCAAAAGAAACGCAACUCUAAGAAAGGUCUGGGUCGUUCUCUGAUGAAGCGGAUAACAGAGAUCCCAGAAACGAUGCAUCUACACCGGCAGUGCAGCCGCGAGGAUGGUAGUGAACACGGCAGCAACCGCAGCACCUUGAAGAGAAACCCAUUCGAAGCGAGUCAUCAUGGCAAACCUCGGGAUGAUUCCCUGAAGAACAAAGUCAUGGGCUUGACAAAGUCUCUGAGCUAUGACCAUGUUUGCGAUCAAGAUGAUGAAACAGGAAGCCACACUGGCUCUACUGCAGGAGACAAAAUGACGCCUGUGGGAGGUGGCGGGGAAGGAUCUCUCCUGGGUUCCCUGAUUGGACGGAAACAUACUAAGAAGCAGCUCGAACCAGCGACGCCACCGAGACUGGAGCCAGGUGAGUCCACCGAGUCCGUUCCACUGUUCUGGAAAUCAGCCAGCGUUCACAACUUAACUCACGAGAAGAGGCCCGUGCACCUGCGGACCUCCAUCAUGCAGAAGUCUCUGAGCGUGAUUUCAAGUGCAAAGGAGAAGAUGCCGGGGCUGACCAAUAAGACUCAGAGUGUGGAGGACGCCAGUAAGAAAGGUCUGAAGGGUCAGGAGGAGAGGAUGCUGUCGGGAGUGGAUGAGACACCUGAGCAUUACCCGAAGAUGAUCAUCAGCCAGUCAGUGGAGUACUCCAAGACACCUAUGAAGAUGGGCAUCAUGAAACAGCAGGUGAGUGGCAGUCAGCCAUCCAUUUGCUCUGAGACCGGUAGGAAUCUCUAUGAUGUGUCUGAAGUUUGUCCCUGGGAGAUGGAUGAACCUCAAACUCCCUCUGAAGGAAAGACCCAGAAACACGUCUCCAUCGCUCCGGUAGAACCCACCUCAGGCCGGAGAGGAAGCAGCAGCUCUGGGAUCUCCAAAAGUAGCCGGUCCCAGCAGAGGCAGAAAGCAGGCCAGUCCCCCUCCAACAGACGCCGCUCCAAAGACAAAGGAGGAGAGCGAGAAGAGGGCAGGGAAACUCGCAAAGCUCGUCCCCCCAGGUCGCCUCUCCCUCUCAAACCAGAUGUCUGCCCCUGGGAUUUUGAAGAGCAGCCCAUGCUGGCAGGAGAUUUAGAUUCUAUCUCCCCAGACCGGAUCAGGCGUAAGAAAAGUGUCACGCCCACUGAUGGGAAACCCAAGGGGCUCCACUCAGACCACUCCAAGUCCACUGGGAGUCUUUUGCAGCCUCCUUCCCUGAUGGUAGAGAUCUGCCCAUGGGAUUACAAUGCUCCCCCCUCACCUAAGCAAGAGAAGUCCUGCAACAGCCCCACCACACACAAGAAGAAACGGAAAGGAUCCUGCUCGUCCAACCACAAAGCCGAGAAAGAUAAGGGGAGGGAGAAAGGCAGAGAAAGAAGAAGCUCCUCCAGCAAACCGCAGUCGGAGAGGAGGCGUGUAAGCCAGUCAUCGGAGUGCAGCAUGGCAGCUUCUGAGCGAAGGAGAAGCUCCACCAGAGACCCAGAGGCGAUGGAGAUCAGAAGGGCAGAGAUUUACUCCCGGGAGACAGAGCCCUCUCACACCAGCUUUGCUCAGACUAAAAAAUCCCCUGAGAAGAAAAAGGAGAGCUCUCUGAGUACUAGUUACAAACCUGCAGUCAGCAGCGCAGGGAAAACUGAGGAUGUUUGCCCCUGGGACUUUCAGGAGCAGGACUCAGGAGGAAGGGCAUGAUGAGCAGUGUGAUGAUUGUACUUUUUUUGUAUUCACAGACUGACAGCAAAGAGGACAAAGAAAAGCAACAGAGUGAAAAAGAUGUCACACUGAAUUAGAUAAAAAAGUUUUCCUGCCUGUGACCCAAGUGAAAAACAGAUUUGUCAAGACAGAACAUUUAUUCUGCUGUCCAUUGAUGCAAUUCAGUGAAACUUCCCAUUGUAACAUUGCAGUGAAUGCUACCUUGAAGUCACUUUAAAAUAAUUUGUAGUCUGCACUUCUGCUUGCACAUUUGUCAAAGUUACAUUGUAUGUCCGUUUUUUAUAUCACAUUGAGUUGAUCAAAAUAAUCAGAAAAUUAACCGUACCUGUUUUUACCAGCAGAUCAGACAGCUGUCAAAAAUACAGGAAAUUCUUCACCUGAUAAUGAAAGUUUCUUUUUACGACCAUGGUGUUCUUCAUUUUUAGUAAGACAUUGGAGGCUAAAAUUAACAUUGUAUGUUUGUGUUCAUCACUUUGACUUUACUUAAGUGAACAGAAAAUGAGUCAUAACUUUACCAGCAGAUAAGACAAUUGAUUGUCACAAAAUGCCUAAUGUCUCUUGUUAUGCUGAUGAUAUUCUACGUUACGCAGAGUGUCAUGGAGACUCAAAGUUACAUAACUUUUACAUUUAAUCUCUCAAAGUACACUUUGUCAAUUAAAAAUGAGGUCUACCUGUGUUUUCAGGAUAUCAGACAAUCAUGGACAGGAAUAUACAGUGACAAUUAGGGAUGGGGGUUGAAUCCAGUUCUUUAAAGGACAUGGUUCUAAAUUUUCCAAAACGUGAAAUCAAUGAUGUUUGAGCUUAUCAAUUCUGCUAUCAAGUCUUGUAGAUGCUAUAACUUAAAAAUAUCCCCUGAGUUCAAUUCUGGUAGUCGGUUGCUUGAAAGGAUGGCUGAUUGUGCAAAUUUGGCUUCAUUUUUUACCAACAAAAAAGAUACGGAGGAGGCACAACCAAUCCUACUACUAGUGCUGCCGCUGCAGUGGGAUAGUUACCUUCCUCCAUCAUUUAAAGCAGGUGAACACAAAGCUGGUAAGUGUACCCUAACUUUGUAGUAAGUCCCAUUAUUAUCAUUACCUUAUUUAUAUAAAAUAAUGAUAUUAACUACUUUAUACGACUCUAAUCCAAAAAAAAAGUUGAAACAUUGAAUAAAAUGUUAACAAAAACUGAUUUUGAUGGUUUACAAUUAGUCAAACCCUUUAUUUAAUUGAAAACUCUGCGAAAACCACAUCUCAAUACUGUAACAAAAAUAAUUAAUUUUAAUUGAAAAUAUGUGCUAAUUUAAACUUUGAUACCAGCAACACACUUCAAACAACAUCCAUGAUUUAGAAAAAUAACAUCCAGUUUUGAUUCAUCAGACCACAGGACAGUCAUCCACUUCACCUCAUUCUACCUUAAAUGGGCUCAGGCCCAGAGAAGUCACAGGCGUUUCCAGAUCAUGUUUAUAAAUAGUUUCCUUUUUGCAUGGUGCAGUUUUAACCUACAUUUGUGGAUGCAGCAACAAACUGUGUUCACAGACAGUUCACAGUUUUUGGAAGUGGUUUAAGCCCAUGCAGAGAUUUCCACUACAGAGUCAUACUGUAUCUGUAUUUAACGUAUCUGUAUUUAACCUCUGGGCCUGCAGAUCACGGCCAACCAGUGUUGGUUGUUUGCCUUGUCCCUUUUGUGCAGAGUUUUCUCCAGAUUUUCAGAUUUGUUUGAUAAUAUUAUAUACCCAAGUUGAUGAAAUCCCCAAAUUCUUUGCAAUUUCACACUGAGGAACUUUACUCUGAAUGCACCAUUUCUCAGCACAGUCUCUCGGAGUGGUAAACCUCUCUUCAUUGUAACCUCUGAGCAGCAAGGAGGACUUGAGUUAGAGAUUUGGUCUUGGGUCGCACUUAAAUUGCACUCUAACAAGACUUGAGACUUGACUUGGACUUUCCCCUCAAAGACUUGAGACUCGACUUGAGACUCGAGCUUUUUAACUUAUGCCCAAUCUUUUUAUUUUGUAUUUAUGGACCGCUAACAUUACAAUGUUAAUUUUAUUCCCUUUAGUGUUGUGUGACCUUCUGCAUCUGGUGCUCAAGCUGAAAAACUCCACAGGUAACACCAUGGUGAGCACAUCACCUACAGCUGCCACAGUGCAGUGUUUCCCACACAAAAACCAUUAAUGGACAGGCUGCUCAAGCAUAUUUAUAGACCAGUUUACUACUUUUGUAUCUGUAUAAGAUCAAUGUCCAUGAUCAAUAAGUGAGCGGUCUCUCCUCACUACGUACACCUUACUUUAUAUUUUGAUUAGCUAUAUGUGUGUGUGUGAAGGGAGGUUCUUAUAACACAUUUGUUUUGAAGAUGUUAAGGUUAUGAGUUUUCCAAAAGUAGAGGCUAGCUGACUGACAGACGGAAACACUGUAGCUGUUAGUCAGGAGGCUAAUGGCCCAUCUUGACUCCAUCUCUUUGCCUCUUGCUAGUUUGACCGUUAGGUUGAAUCAUCAUUUCUGAUAUGGUGACCAUCAUUGUUGGGCUUUAAAACUCUGCUUCAGAAGCCAAUGAGUGACAUCACUGAGACUAAAUCCAUGUUUCAGACUGUCUAUAAGGAAACACUGUGCGGUCAGCACAAUAAAUAUCAGGCAAAACUGAAUGAAAUAUCGUCAAUGUAAGCAACACCAGUUUUUAUAAAAAUGUUUUUUUGUCCCAUCUUUCCACCAAAUAAUAGACUAGAAUCGAUAGCGGAAUUGAUAAGGAGACUGAGUAUCAGUAUCAAUGAAAAUUAAUGAUCUCAUCCCUAUUAACAGUUUCACCUAAUGAGCUAAUUGAAUGUUAAUGAAUGUUUCUUGUUAUGCUGACGACGUCCCAUAAUACGCAGAAAACGAGUGCAGACUCUUUGCAUCAGUUACUGAUGAUGAAACCAGUAGGUAGCAGAAAUAAAGGAGCUAAAGAAAAAAUUAAAUGAGUUCUGAAAAGCAAGACCAAAGCCCCAGACACAGCUGGUAAGUCUAGACUUCAGGCCAGAUACAGACUUAAUCACAAAAUUAGGAUGCGUUCGAUUAGUACAACAUGGGAAUCACAAAGGAUUGAGGUAGAGCUCCAUUUCAAAUUUAGAAAAUCAAUGUUUUAGUUUGAGUUCUCAAUAUACAGUGUUGUUCUAAAAUCCCAUUGCAUGUGGCAAUCAAGCAUCCAAUAACUAAGUGUUGAUUGGUUUACGUGUACUAAAAAUAUGACAGUGGUACUGUUGGUGUUGUUGCCUAUGGUAUUUGUCUUAUGUCACACAUCAUGCUGUGGAAACGAAGUGCAUUGCAAUCAAUAAUGUGCACACAUACUUGAAAUGGCUUGCGGAUACAGUUCGGCUGAAUGAAAAAAAAGCUGUAUGAGUCUAUUGAUAUUUAUUUACUGUUUAUAUUCUUGCCCUGGAUGUCUCCUCUUUGACAUCUGGGUAUUUCCACAUGGCAAAAAAAUGUCCUGAAUUCUUUCAAGGACCAACACGAAGCCUGACUCGGGGGAUGAUGUGAAUAAUACAUUUUAUUUCUGUCACUUAGUUGACCAUUUUGCAUCUGCUUGAAUGCAUCUUCCUUCUUAUCUUUGCACAUAUUCAAUCAUUAAAAGCACAACAUGCAUGACCAAAGCUUUUUUCCCCCCACUCUCUAGCUACAGAAGUGAUUGAUUUACCAUUUCAGCAUCAUGUCCUUCAAAAACAAUUACAUCCACCACCAGUGAAAUCUAAUGUAACACACAGUCACACACAGAAGUCAGCUCAGCUUUAUUACAGUUGUGUGUGCAUGGCAGUGAAAAUAUGGGGCAAUGGCACUUACAUUCACCAGAAGGCUUAAAAAAAAAUGUUGCAUAUUUAACGAAAAGCUUAAAAGCACAUGGGAUUUUCAAAUCCAGAUGUCAGAUGUUGUCAUGUGUUUAUCGAGCGUUAACUUUCUGUUCAAAAGAAACUGUUUUGCUCAUCAAGCAUUCAGAAAACAACAUUCAAAAAGGGAAAAGCUUGAUAAAUAAACAUGACCCACCACUUGAACUUUCACAACGUUUUUUCUAUCGAUGGUUUUAGUCAGUUUGAAAAGGAAUGUUGUAACUUGCCCACUAAAUGUAGUUAGUGCUUGUAAUACUGUAAAGUGUUGCUCCAAAAAAGUUACACAAUGCUGUAGCAUCCACGUGGGAGUAUUUCUUAUUGUACAUUCAUGUUGUGUUGCAUGUACAAACAGAAAAUACCCUGUGCUCAGUUCUGGAUUAAACCUUUCUAUGAAA
Molecule: messenger RNA, 8595 nt
Organism: Notolabrus celidotus (New Zealand spotty)
Lineage: Eukaryota; Metazoa; Chordata; Actinopteri; Labriformes; Labridae
Product: probable G-protein coupled receptor 158
Exons: 13
Coding region: 490-4353 (1287 amino acids)
Biological process (GO): G protein-coupled receptor signaling pathway
Cellular component (GO): membrane
Molecular function (GO): G protein-coupled receptor activity
Source: RefSeq, a predicted model, not a curated record